AUGGCUGCAAAGAGACAUCUUAGCUAUGAGUUGGAAGAUGGUUCUCGGAGGAAGUUUGAUCCAAAACCUUGGAGGCUACCAAGAGGUAUUAUGACAUCUAUUAGCGAUAGCAAGUAUUAUUUCUUUAAAAUUAAAAAUAGUAGAUUUGAAAAUAAGGAUACAAGACUAGCAGGAAACGGGGAAUGGAAGAGCAUGGAAAAGAACAAGGAAAUUUCUCUACCAAACAAUAUGUUCACUGGGAUAAAAAACACACUCGAAUUCUGGAAAAUGCAAGGAGGGGAACUUGUAAAAACUGAAUGGCUAAUGAAUGAAUUCCGCAUUACUUCAAGUGCUCACCCGACCGAGGUUUCAGCUUUUGCAGCAUAUCGCAUCAUGUUGGAACGAACCUUGGAAGCUACAAAGAGAUUUAAAAAUAAGGAUACAAGACCAGAUGGAAACGGGGAAUGGAAGAGCAUGGAAAAGAACAAGGAAAUUUCUCUACCAAACAAAAUGUUCACUGGGAUAAAAAACACACUCGAAUUUUGGAAAAUGCAAGGAGGGAAACUUGUGAAAACUGAAUGGCUAAUGAGUGAAUUCCCCAUUACUUCAAGUGCUCACCCGACCGAGGUUUCAGCUUUUGCAGCAUAUCGCAUCACUAAGACUGUUCUACCAAGUGUAUUUGAUAUUACAAUGGAGGAUGGAUGUUCCUCUCCUCCACCCUCUUCAUGA
Messenger RNA from Vicia villosa (hairy vetch), 708 nucleotides. RefSeq lists its product as uncharacterized. The transcript has 7 exons. Gene Ontology annotation, molecular function: DNA binding. Gene Ontology annotation, biological process: regulation of DNA-templated transcription. The record is from RefSeq and is a predicted model, not a curated record. Lineage: Eukaryota; Viridiplantae; Streptophyta; Magnoliopsida; Fabales; Fabaceae. Bases 1 to 708 code for a protein of 235 amino acids.